AAAGGGCCAUAGAAGGCAUUGAGGGGGUGGGGCAAAGGCCCCUUCUGCCAGGGGAGAAGGGACUGUGUCUCCCCCGCCCUCCCUGUCUUCCGUCUAGGAGCCUUGACUUUACUUCCUGGUGGACCCUAGGCCCAGCUCAAACACUGCUUCUUGGAACCCAAAUCCCUGCUGUCAGUCUGCUGACCACCCCCCACCUCCCAGUCUGAUUCCCCGGCUCUCACUACCUCCACCUCCACCCUUGUAGCUGGGCCCUUCUUUGCCCAGCCCCAUUCCUUCUACCUCAGCGAAGGUGAGUGGUGGGAAGUCCCAAGUGCAUGAGCAGAUCGACUUACCCAGUCGGGAGCUAGUAGGAUCCUGGGCACAUGAGGAGCCUGGGGAAGCUGAAAGGCACAGCCACAGUGGGUGAUGUGCCUGCUCCUGUCCGACGCCUGUCAGGUUUGCCCUGUGAGAUGAGAAUGGGGAGGGACAAGGUGGAGCUCUUCUCCGGCCUCUCACUGGGGCCCCUCCGGCACUCUCCUCUUUCCCAUCACUAACACGUCCAGGCGUGUGAGAGUCCGCCUCCCUAGGAAACAGGAUAAGCUGCAGGGUACAGAUUAAGUUCCCAGAUCAUGUAGGUGAGUAGGGACACUGAUGAGUCCUGAGUUGGGGUCCUGCCUCUGCAUUCAUUCCUCCCCCACUUCUGGCCCCAGUUUUCCCAGUCCUGCUGCCCGCCUGUUACAUGCUCUCAGCCUUCCCGGGCCUGCACUUAGCAGAAAAGGUGACCCAGAUUACUCAUUCCCCUGGCUGCUCUGUCUUGGCCCAUUUCCAGACUUCUGAUCCUGCUGAGCCCUCGUUUUUCCUCAGUUUCCUACCUACUCCUCUCAUCUCUAACCUCAGGCCCUGCUCCUGUCCUCCCCCAGGCCGCACCGGGGUCUCUCACUGGGCUAUCAGUGACAACUUCCAGUCAUGGUGCUGAGUUCUGGAGGACUCAUGGAGGGGCUUAUAACCUCCUUGAGGAAUUACAACAUACAACCUCCAAGACACCCUGCUACCAGGUUCCACCAGGAUACAAGCUAGGAAGAAAAGAAAUGGUGCAUUGGUAGAACCAUGCCGACAAGAAACUUCUCUGGGUGAAGAGGUCAGGCAAAGCCUGGAAAUGCAGAAAAUUCAGGCGGACCUGGUACACUGAUAAAAAUGGAAGUAAGGCGGAAGAUACCUGCCCAGUCAACAGCUGGAACUGGGGGCUCCCAAGGAGCCAGGACACCAGUGCCCAAGCCCUGCCCACCAUCCCACCCUCGGCCGGGCCUCCCUUUUCCAACAAAGCUGCAGUUUGUGGCUCUCACAGUAGGUGGCAGCAAGUCCAGCACAAAUCACAGAACACCACUGAGGGCUGGGAGCCAGACAAUCCCUAGAAAUUCUCUCCAUAGAAAGAAAAAGACCAGAGAUCAUUUCCUGUCCUCUUACAUCAUUCCCAUUUAUCCUCAGCACACGCUGCCAACACACACACACACACACACACACACACACACACACACACACACAAGCUUCAGUGACUUUUGCAGGCAACUCUGGGCCUCAAUCCCUCCUCCACGAGGAACGCCAGGAACGUCCUUCUUUUCUCCCUCCCCUUUCCCUCCCCUAGACUUUGCCCUUAUUACUGGCCUAGCAGGGGAGGCCAGAGUCCGGGGUGACUCAUCCUCCAUCUCACUGGGGCUGAGAUCUAACAGAAAACACCACCACUUCAGCCCCAGCACAGCAAAGAACCACGGAGCCCAGAAGUCACUGGGAGAGGCAACACUCCUGCUCCUUCCCUCCACCAUGGAGUACCUUUCAGCCCUGAACCCCAGCGGCCUGCUCAGGUCGGUAUCCAGUAUGGGCUCUGAGUUCGGCCGGAAAGUCUGGACUUCAGCUUCACCACCCCAGCGACCUUUCCGAGUCUGUGAUCACAAGCGGACCACGCGGAAAGGUCUAACAGCUGCCACCCGCCAGGAGCUGCUAGACAAGGCAUUGGAGGCCCUGCUCCUGAGCGGGAUGCUAACACUGGUGCUGGAGGAGGAUGGGACCGCUGUGGAGAGUGAAGACUUCUUCCAGCUUUUAGAGGAUGACACAUGCCUGAUGGUGCUGGAGUGUGGGCAGAACUGGAGCCCCAGCAGGAGUGGGAUGCGGUCAUAUGGCCUGGGCCGGGAGAAGCCCAAGCACAGCAAGGACAUCGCCCGCAUCACCUUCGACGUAUACAAGCAAAACCCUCGAGACCUCUUUGGCAGCCUCAAUAUCAAAGCCACAUUCUAUGGGCUCUACUCCAUGAGCUGUGACUUUCAAGGACUCGGCCCAAAGAAAGUACUCAGGGAGCUCCUCCGUUGGACCUCUGCACUGCUGCAAGGCCUGGGCCAUAUGUUGCUGGGAAUUGCCUCCAGCCUCCGCCAUGUAGUAGAAGGGACAGAGCAGUGGCACUGGCAGCGGCAGGGUCGCCUCCAUCCCUAUUGAGAAGAGGCUCUGAGCUUUCUACCCCUAGACUCGUUCCAAGAGACACACUGUGAGGACUGUGACAGCAUUGGCUUUGGAGAUGUGAGGACAGUGCAGAUGAGAUGACUCACCUGAUUUCCCCGCUGUCUUCUAAGCCCAUUGUUAUGGCAUACCAUUGUUAAGGCCUUCCAGUCCUAGCCUAUACCCUGUCCUGAAGAAUGCUCUUUCCUUCCUAGCCAUCUUUCAGGCCUCCCACUUACCCUGAAGGACCAAAGGCCCAUCGGCAUGCAUUUCGAUUCCACCCUGAUCAUUGCUACAUCUCGAUUCUUUGCACCUCCUCCUGCCCCUCAGCUUCCCAAUGCACUGAAUUCAGCUCUCUCUGCCUCUGAGACCUUGAUUUCUUUAUACCCUUCUUUCCCAAAUAACAAAACAGUUCCAAUAAAAAUAUAAAAAAGUA
Molecule: messenger RNA, 2899 nt
Organism: Mustela erminea (ermine)
Lineage: Eukaryota; Metazoa; Chordata; Mammalia; Carnivora; Mustelidae
Gene: CIDEB
Product: cell death inducing DFFA like effector b
Exons: 5
Coding region: 1174-2463 (429 amino acids)
Biological process (GO): apoptotic process; regulation of apoptotic process
Source: RefSeq, a predicted model, not a curated record